Diaporthe citri is the source of this 744-nucleotide messenger RNA. RefSeq lists its product as uncharacterized. Bases 1 to 744 code for a protein of 247 amino acids. The record is from RefSeq and is a predicted model, not a curated record. NCBI's taxonomy places the organism in Eukaryota, Fungi, Ascomycota, Sordariomycetes, Diaporthales, Diaporthaceae. The transcript has a single exon.
AUGGACGUGAUAUCAUUCGCGCCGCCAAAAGACCCAAUCAGGAUUGUCUCCGCCCUGAAAGGCCUGCUGGAAGGGAAAAUAAGCCUGAGAGAUGGACGGCUUCUUCGUUUCAACAAAGACGAUGUGUUGUUGACCAGGUAUCGCGAGGAUGAUGCGGAGUCGGGAAAUACAGCCCACCCGCCCAGGAAGGAUUCGAUCAUGGCACCAUUGGAGAAAAUUGUCGGGAGGGAGGUCCUAGCAGUCUUGCGGAAAGACAAGAAGAUCAUCCUGGACGACGGCCGGCUUUGGACCGCGACGAGUCAUCAGAACAGGUCGUUCGAGUUUAUCACCAUGGACGAGCACGGUGUGAAGACGGUCACGAAAUGGGUCUUGUCAAAAAGGCGGAUCUCUGGCCUUGACGACCACCCUCCCUCCUCGAGCCAGCAGCCAGACACCACGUUCCACUUCAGCAUCAUCCGCCCGAACACCCGCAAGCACGCCGUGCUGGCGUCGUUGACUCGGUCAUCCCUUCAGAUCAAGGACAGUUACAACGAGCCGGCAACCAGCUUUGGCUCUGCGGAGGAUUUCGAGUCCGCCCCCAAAGUGGUGGACGAAGCUACGAGGAGCCUUAUUACAGCUACCGCUGUCUGGGUAGUGCUUACCCUUGGAUGGUCGCCGGCAUUCAAGGCAUCUGUUGGGGACCAACAGGACGCGUCCUGGAAAUGUGCCCCGGUUCCUCGUCCAACGAAGCACUCGACAUGGUAG